This is a messenger RNA of Eriocheir sinensis (Chinese mitten crab), 1787 nucleotides long. Its product is annotated as methyltransferase-like protein 27. Bases 162 to 836 code for a protein of 224 amino acids. The record is from RefSeq and is a predicted model, not a curated record. The transcript has 8 exons. Lineage: Eukaryota; Metazoa; Arthropoda; Malacostraca; Decapoda; Varunidae.
AUUGGCCACACUUUGCAGUAAAACACUAUAAUUAAACGCUACGUGGCAACCCUAGCACGCUGGGAAGGUCACACACACACACACACACACACACACACAUAUGUACCACAGUCAUCGGUCCAGAGACAGUGCAUGUGUAUUUGUGUGCACGAACCAACACAAUGUCUAAGGAGAGCGAUGUGGACAAGGCGGCGAGGAACACAGCCAAAAACAUCUUCAGGCCGGGGAUCACGCCGGAGGAGGUGAAGGCUGGCUAUGAUGACUGGUCCAAGAACUACGAUGAGAUGCUCGGGAACAGCCAGUACCGCGCCCCCGCCAUCGCCCUGGAGGAGGUGCUGCUGCAGGUGCCCCCGGAGAAGCGAGCCCAGACCAAGGUGCUGGACGUGGCCGCCGGGACGGGCUGGGUGGGGCGCGACCUCCACCGGGAAGGCUUCAGGCACAUAGACGCUGUGGAGCCGUCGGAGGGCAUGAUCAAGAAGCUGCGGGAGUGUGGCGUCUAUACCAACGACUUCAUGGAGUUUAUCGGCACCGGCCACUCCACCGUACCCAAAGACACCUACGACCUGGUGAUCAUCUCGGGCGGUAUGGGGGAAGGUCACAUCCCAGUUAGCGGCCUCGACGACCUGGUGCGCGUCGCUAAGAACGGCGGCUUGGUCAUUAUAUCGAUGCGGCUGGAGUUCCUGGAGAUCGUGUCAGCCUACAAGGACAAGCUGGAGCCUUACAUGGACGAGCUGGAGGAGGACGGGAAGUGGAGGAAGGUUGAGCGCCGCGUCGUCCCUAACUAUUUCUUCGACAAGGAGGGCGUCGUCUACGUCUACUGCGUCACCAAAAACUGAAGGAGGAGGAGGAGGAGGGACGGAGAAGCAGGGAGAGGAGGAGUGGUACUGGUGGUGGAAAUGUCCCGGCGCCUGAGUCUGAGGUGCGCAUUAUCGUGCUCUGGCAACCUGGUGUCACCCGGCGUGUCCGAUUUUGUGGAUGACAUAAAAUAGUCCACAAACAGGAAGCGGUUGUCAGUUCUGUUGUUUAUUGUUUUAUUUUUACGCCCUUGCACUGUCUCCUCUGCUGUAAAAAAACAAACCAAAAAUAAAACUAAUGAUAUGCAGCUAACAACAACCAAUACCAUCCAUUAGAGUCAAUUUGGAAUUUCAGAUUAUUUGGUUUGUCACAGAGAGAUGUUUUGUUUAUUUAUAAGGUUGGAUAGUCCACAAACAGGAAACAGUUAGUACUAAUGAUAUGCAGCUAACAACGACCAAUACCAUCCGUUACUCAAUUUGGAGUUUCAGAUUUGGUUUGUCGCAGAGAGAUGUUUUGUUUAUUUAUAAGGUUGGAUAGUCCACAAACAGGAAACAGUUAGUACUAAUGAUAUGCAGCUAACAACGACCAAUACCAUCCGUUACUCAAUUUGGAGUUUCAGAUUUGGUUUGUCACAGAGAGAUGUUUUGUUAAUUUAUAAGGUUGGAUAGUCUGCAGACAGAGAACAGUUAGUACUAAUGAUAUGCAGCUAACAACGACCAAUACCAUCCGUUACUCAAUUUGGAGUUUCAGAUUAUUCGGUUUGUCGCAGAGAGAUGUUUUGUUAAUUUAUAAGGUUGGAUAGUCCACAAACAGGAACCAGUUAGUACUAAUGAUAUGCAGGUAACAACGACCAAUAUCAGAUCCAUUAGUCAAUCUGGAGUUUCAGAUUUGGUUUGUCGCAGAGAGAUGUUUUGUUAAUUUAUAAGGUUGGAUAGUCCACAGACAGAAAACAGUUAGUACUAAUGAUAUGCAGCUAACAACGACCAAUAGCA